AAUAAAAGAGAAAUGAAGAACCAAUCUGUGGAGAUUGUAUUUAUUUUACUUGGACUGACAGGUGACCCUCAGCUCCAAAUUCUGAUUUUCCUGUUUCUGUUUUUCAAUUACAUCUUGAGCCUGAUGGGGAACUUAGUAAUCAUCUUCCUCACCCUCCUGGAUCUUCGCCUCAAGACUCCAAUGUACUUUUUCCUCCGGAAUUUCUCCUUCUUGGAAAUGGCUUUCACAUCUUCUUGCAUUCCACGGUUCUUGAUGAGCAUUCUCACUGGAGACAGAACAAUUUCCUACAAUGCUUGUGCAGCUCAAUUCUUCUUCUUUUUUCUACUAGGGGUCACAGAGUUCUACCUCCUGGCUGCCAUGUCCUAUGAUCGCUAUGUAGCCAUCUGCAGACCACUGCACUACCCCAUCAUCAUGAACAGCAAAGUGUGCCACAUACUGGUCCUCAGCUGCUGGGUGACUGGGUUCUUAGUCAUCUUCCCCCCUUUGAUGUUGGCACUCAAACUGGAUUUCUGUGCCUCCAAAACAAUAGACCACUUCCUGUGUGACACUUCUCUCCUGCAGCUGUCUUGCACAGACACACGGUUAAUAGAAUUGAUGGCUUUUGUCAUAGCUGUUGUGACACUUGUCAUCACCUUGAUCUUAGUGAUUCUCUCCUAUACAUUCAUCAUCAAAACCAUCCUAAAGUUCCCUUCAGCUCAACAGCGGAGAAAGGCCUUUUCCACCUGCUCCUCACACAUGGUUGUUGUCUCCAUUACCUAUGGGAGUUGUAUCUUCAUGUACAUGAAAACAUCAGCUAAGGAGAGGGUGACUUUAAAUAAAGGUGUCUCUGUUCUCAACACCUCUGUGGCCCCGUUGCUAAACCCUUUCAUUUACACCCUAAGGAACCAGCAGGUGAAGGAUGCUUUCAAGCAGGCGCUUCACCGACUAUAUUCUUCUCACAACAGUGAAUUAAGGUUUAGACCUGAAUAG
This is a messenger RNA of Apodemus sylvaticus (European woodmouse), 969 nucleotides long. Its product is annotated as olfactory receptor 6C6-like. NCBI's taxonomy places the organism in Eukaryota, Metazoa, Chordata, Mammalia, Rodentia, Muridae. The record is from RefSeq and is a predicted model, not a curated record. Gene Ontology annotation, biological process: G protein-coupled receptor signaling pathway. The transcript has a single exon. Gene Ontology annotation, molecular function: olfactory receptor activity; G protein-coupled receptor activity. The coding region runs from base 13 to 969 and encodes 318 amino acids. Gene Ontology annotation, cellular component: membrane.